AUGAGAAGAACUCCUGUGCCGUGGCGUGCUUCCAUUGGCGGCUGGCUGCAAUUUCGACACCUCAGAUGUUUCCCUCCAAGUUUGUAACUGCAAAUGGUAACGGUCAAGAACGGGAUAACAGACAUUGAGGGUUCAGCUGUAUAUUUAUAGCGAGAGAUAGAUAGAUGCAGCUAUUCGUAUGGCCAAGGGGCCUCAAAACCAUCCUAUUGGCAUGCAAAGACAGAGCAUCAGUGGAUAGAUUACAUGCUUUGCUAAUAGUAUCUGGGAUAUUCAGUCCCAAGUCUCUUAAUGCUCAGUUAGUAGCAGGGUAUGCUCGUACCGGUGGCAUAGAAUUUGCCCGUAAAGUAUUCGAUAAAUUGCCCCAGAAAGGCGUCGAUGCUUGGAAUGCUAUGAUCAUUGCGUAUUCACGGAAUGAUUAUCCGUUUGAAGUCAUAGAUCUUUACCAUCAGAUGAAUUUGGAAGGAGUUAGGCCUGACAGCUCGACUUUUACAGUCGUGCUCAAGGCAUGUGCAAGCUUGUUGGAUUUGGAAAGGGGGGAAGAAAUUCGAAGAUGGGCAGUUGAAUGUGGAUAUGAGUAUGAUGUAUUUGUUCAGUCUUCUCUUUUGAAUUUGUAUGCCAAGUGUGGGAAGAUGGAUGAAGCAAUGGGUGUCUUCAACAAGAUGCCAAGAAGGGAUCUUGUUUCGUGGACAACAAUGAUAAAAGGGUUUGCUCAGAGUGGUCAUGCGUGUGAAGCAAUCUCUAUUUACAGGAGCAUGCAGAAGGAAGGAAUGGAAGGCGAUGGGAUUGUAAUGCUAGGAUUGAUUCAGGCUUGUGCAAAUCUCAGGGACAGAAACCUGGGUCUUUCUGUUCACGGGCAUCUGAUUAGAAGAGACCUCCCCAUGGAUGUGGUAGUUCAAACCAGCCUCGUGGAUAUGUAUGCUAAGACUGGAGAUUUGUGCCUCGCUUCUCGUGUAUUUAAGAAAAUGGAUCUCAGAAAUGUCAUUUCUUGGAGUGCUAUGAUUUCUGGCUGUGCUCAAAAUGGUUUUGCUGGAAAUGCACUUGAAUUGUUGAUAGAGAUGCAGAGUGUUGGAUUCAAACCAGAUUCGGCUUCAUUAGUAGGUGCACUUCUUGCAUGCUCUCAAGUUGGAUAUUUAAAAUUGGGCAGGUCAAUACAUGGAUAUAUUGUGAGAAGACUAGAUUUUGACCAGAUUUCAGGCACUGCAGUGAUUGACAUGUACUCAAAAUGUGGAUCCCUUUCUUGUGCACGAGCCUUAUUUGAUAAGAUGAGUUAUAGGGACUUGAUCUCUUGGAACACAAUGAUCGCUAGCUAUGGAAUUCAUGGACAUGGCAGAGAAGCUCUCUCACUCCUCCUUCAGAUGAUGGAGACAAACUUAAAACCAGACCAUGCAACUUUUGCUUCUCUCCUCUCAGCUUUAAGUCAUUCAGGCCUUGUGGAAGAAGGUCAGUACUGGUUUGAUCUCAUGAUUAGAGAAUUUCAGGUCCAACCAAGUGAGAAGCAUUUUGCUUGUAUGGUUGAUCUUUUGGCCCGUGCAGGACGGGUGGAAGAAGCCCAUGAUCUGACAGGUUCCAUGGUAAAUGAACCAGGGAUUGCAGUUUGGGUUGCUCUCCUAUCCGGUUGCCUAAAUCAUCGUAAGUUGGCAAUUGGUGAAACAGCAGCAAAGAAGGUUCUUGGGUUAAACCCAGAUGAACCAGGAAUUUUUGCUUUAGUUUCAAAUUUCUUCGCAGCAGCAAGUAGGUGGGAUGGAGUAGCCGGUGUGAGGAAAGUCAUGAAACAAACAGGGAUGAAGAAAGUUCCCGGUUAUAGCGCUGUGGAAGUGAAUGGAAAGUUCCAUGCUUUUGUAAAGGAAGAUAAGAGCCAUCAUCAAUACGAACAGAUUGUGGGAAUUAUGGAGAAGCUGGAACAAGAGAUGAGGGACGUAGGUUAUGUCCCAAAUACUGAAUCUAUGCUGCAGGAUAUUGAAAAGGAAGAGAAAGUGAGAAUGUUUGCAAACGCAAUGAGGGGCUGACUGGGGUUUGGGCUCUAGAACACCAACCAUAUUAUUGAUCAGAAAGAGUUUUUAUCAUAUGUGAGGAUUGCAAUGAAGCAACUUAAUUCAUUUCUGGAAUAGUGGAUGUAUUGUUUUGAGGCAAGCAUGCGAGUGUAAUCAAAAGCAACAAGUAUUGCAUGAUGAAGCAAAUGAAGCAGUUAAACAUGAAUGAUUUUUCAGGCCUUGGAAACGAGCUUAGGGUAGUUUGGCAUGUUACCUUGAAGCAUUUCAACCAACAUUGAGAAUGAGAUGUUUUGGUUCGUUUUAUACGCCGGGGACUUUCUCCAGCUUAUCAGAACCAAGGAGAGGUGAGCUUUUUCACUUUGUUGCUGUACAGAGGCUUUAAUUCUCUAGUUAGUUUCUUUAUUCAUUCUUCAAAAGUUUCUUGUUUUGAGCUCACUAAACCGUAAUAAUUUCCAUGAAUUCUUAGCAGUAUAUUAAUUGGUGUGAGUACUGAUAUAAAAUUAUAACUUUUCACACGAAGUAUCAAUUUUUUGAAUGAAAAUUGUUGUGGAAGUUAUUCUCCUUGUAUUACAAGUUUAAAUGGGUUUGCAUAUCUGCCUUUCUGGUCAAGAUUAAACUCUCUAAUAUUUCAUUAGGCCUGAUCAGUUUCAUAAAUUCUAGAACCUAUCCAUAGCAUACUACAUACAAUGCCAUAUAUGAGUCCUCUGAUUUACCGUUACUGCUGCUGCUGCUACAGAUUUGUUUGGAUGCUAAAGCAAUAUCCUAUUAUAUCAUAGAGUUACCGUAGUGGCAUCUGCUAAUUUGAUUCUGCAACAAAAAAGGGGA
Messenger RNA from Diospyros lotus (date-plum), 2816 nucleotides. Its product is annotated as putative pentatricopeptide repeat-containing protein At3g25060, mitochondrial. Bases 165 to 2006 code for a protein of 613 amino acids. Gene Ontology annotation, biological process: RNA modification. The record is from RefSeq and is a predicted model, not a curated record. The transcript has a single exon. Gene Ontology annotation, molecular function: protein binding; RNA binding. NCBI's taxonomy places the organism in Eukaryota, Viridiplantae, Streptophyta, Magnoliopsida, Ericales, Ebenaceae.